AACUGGGUCGAUUAUGUCAUGGCGGGUUAGAUGUUUUCGGCGCUUAUAUUUACUGAAUUUAUUUUGAAUAACGCCGUCAAUGAUCUCGUUUCCUACGCUUUUGUUUAAAACUUGUGGUAUCUGCAUUCUAGUGAUCGUUCUAUAACCCUUUCAAAUGUUGAAACAAUUGCAGAUGGGCCUUCGCACGUUCAUGCUUAUCGCAUCCAAAGUAUGGAGUUGUUUUUGUUAUAUGUUUAGAAAGCAGUAUCGAGCGUUGGCUCAGUAUCAAUCUGUCAAAUAUGAAAUUUAUCCUCUUUCACCAGUAUCUCGACACAGGCUGAGUUUAGUAAAAAGAAAAAUGCUUGUGUUAGAUCUUGACGAAACACUAAUACAUUCGCACCAUGAUGCAAUGCUGCGGCCGACUGUCAAACCUGGGACUCCCCCCGACUUUGUGCUCAAAGUCACCAUAGACAAGCAUCCUGUCAGAUUCUUUGUACAUAAAAGGCCACAUGUCGACUACUUCCUAAAUAUAGUGUCACAAUGGUAUGAGCUAGUGGUGUUUACAGCCUCAAUGGAGAUAUAUGGUGCAGCGGUGGCAGACAAACUAGACAACGGUCGGGGCAUACUACGGCGUCGGUUUUACAGACAACACUGCACGCCGGAGCACGGCUCGUACACAAAGAACCUGUCGUCAAUAUGUGACGACUUAAACAGGGUGUUCAUACUCGACAACUCACCGGGUGCAUAUAGAGACUUUCCAGAUAACGCGAUACCAAUAAAGUCAUGGUUCUCGGACCCGCUGGACGUGGCGCUGCUGAAUCUGCUGCCGGUGCUGGACGCACUGCGUUUCACGCACGACGUGCGCUCCGUGCUCUCACGCAACUUGCACCUCAACCGCCUCUGGUAUCCCCAGAUAUAAACCGGCUUAUGUACAAAAUGUGUGGCGCGGUAACAACGCCCGAACCUAUUUAUUUUGUCACUUGUUAAGAUCCCAGCUUCUAUUCAAAUAUACAUAUAGAAAUAACGUAGAUAAAUGGGUUUAAAAAAGUUUUUUUUUAUAUAUAAAUAAAUAAAUGUGAUUAGCGUUUAUACAUAGACUAUGUAUGUUAGCCUACUGAUGUAGACGGACAUUAUCUGUGGUUACGAGUGAACUCUACGCGUCUCUUUCAUAUCGCCUAUGAGUGAGAUAGACGUAUAUAUUUCCAGUUAUAUGUUAAAACUUAUCUGUCAACAGUGUGUUAAUCAAAAUGGCGAACGGGAAAUGUCACUAAAGUCACAUUUUCCCGCUUAAAAGUUAAUCGACGUUUGUGAAAUAUGUUUUGAAAUUAGUUUAAUUUUAA
Messenger RNA from Papilio machaon (common yellow swallowtail), 1319 nucleotides. RefSeq names its product CTD nuclear envelope phosphatase 1 homolog (gene Dd). Bases 155 to 898 code for a protein of 247 amino acids. The transcript has 7 exons. The record is from RefSeq and is a predicted model, not a curated record. NCBI's taxonomy places the organism in Eukaryota, Metazoa, Arthropoda, Insecta, Lepidoptera, Papilionidae. Gene Ontology annotation, molecular function: protein serine/threonine phosphatase activity.